Molecule: messenger RNA, 1164 nt
Organism: Vanderwaltozyma polyspora DSM 70294
Lineage: Eukaryota; Fungi; Ascomycota; Saccharomycetes; Saccharomycetales; Saccharomycetaceae
Gene: MTG1
Product: putative GTPase MTG1
Exons: 1
Coding region: 1-1164 (387 amino acids)
Cellular component (GO): mitochondrion
Molecular function (GO): GTP binding; GTPase activity
Source: RefSeq, a predicted model, not a curated record
AUGAAAAUGAUUAGAAGAGGUUAUUCCAAUUUAGCCGGUGGGUUUAUCCCAAGAUUUGAGUUUCCAAAUUAUAAUAUUACUACAACUGACUUCAAAGGACAUCAGAUGAAAGCAGUUCAAAGGUUUAAACGGAUGUUACCACAGCUGAAUUUAAUAUUAGAACUAAGAGAUCUGAGAGCUCCAUUGAGUACUAGAAACCCGUUAUUUGAUCAAUUGCUCUUAGGGAAACACAAUAAUAGCACAUUACAGAAGCUUGUCGUUUACACUAAGAAAGAUACGAUGAUAUCAGAGAAUCAUAAAGAGAAUGAGAGAAUAAUCAACAAAUUGAAAGUGUGGCAUGGUGAACUUAAUGAAAAAUUCAUGGUUAUUAAUUGUAAAAACAAUAAAGAUGUUACCAAUUUGAUGAAGAUUAUUAAAUGGACAAAACAUGUUACAGAGGAAAAUAGUAACGUAUUACCAAUGGGUUAUAAAGUUUUGAUAAGUGGGAUGCCAAAUGUUGGGAAAUCAACUUUGGUUAACUCAUUAAGAGGUCUUUCAGGUGUGAAAAGAACUGACAAAAAAAAACAAAAAGUGGCCAGAACUGGUGGAGAGGCUGGUAUAACUAGAUCUACGAGUGAAGUAAUUAGGAUUUCAAAUGAUCCUGGGAAAUCAGAUAUAUACUUGAUCGAUACACCAGGUAUUGGCCUUCCAGGAAGAUUAACCCAUUCAACGAAUAAAAUGAUAGUAUUAUCCUUAUGUGGUUGUGUGAAAAGUAGUUUGAUAGAUCCCGUAAUUCAAGCUGAUUAUUUGUUAUAUUUAAUGAAUUUACAAAAUGCUCAAGGUUUAGAAAGGUAUCCCAAGGAAUCAGAGUAUCCUACAAAUAAUGUGACACAAGUCCUUAAAAGGGUAGCCAAUCCAUUAGGUUUCAAAUCAGGUGGAGCUCAAUUCGACGAAAAACUUGCAAAUAUUGCGUCACAAUGGGUAAACACCUGGAGACAACAUAGGAAAGGAGAUAUUGGAAUCUUUUUUGAUCCAGAGAUUUUAUUGGAGUCAAAUGAUUUUAAAUAUAAGGAUUACAUUCUCUCAGAGGCAGAAAAAUUGAGAAGUUUUUAUGAAAGUAUUAAUGGAACUGCUAGAAAAAAUCCAAUGCAUAAUAACAUCAAUCAACUAUUUGUUGAUCAAUAG